Molecule: messenger RNA, 5192 nt
Organism: Aedes albopictus (Asian tiger mosquito)
Lineage: Eukaryota; Metazoa; Arthropoda; Insecta; Diptera; Culicidae
Gene: krz
Product: beta-arrestin-1
Biological process (GO): signal transduction; G protein-coupled receptor internalization
Cellular component (GO): cytoplasm
Molecular function (GO): G protein-coupled receptor binding
Source: RefSeq, a predicted model, not a curated record
GGUAUUCAAAAAGAGCUCCUCCAACGGCAAAAUAACAGUCUACCUAGGAAAACGGGACUUUGUGGACCACAUAACGCACGUCGAUCCUAUAGAUGGUGUCGUGCUGAUAGAUCCGGACUACGUGAAAGAUCGUAAAGUGUUCGGACACGUACUGGCAGCCUUCCGGUACGGACGCGAAGACUUGGACGUGCUCGGGCUAACGUUCCGGAAAGACUUGUACCUGGCCUCCGAACAGAUCUUCCCACCGCAGGAAACGGACCGACCGCUGACCCGGCUCCAGGAGCGACUGAUCCGCAAGCUCGGACCCAAUGCCUAUCCGUUCUACUUCGAAGUGCCGCCGCACUGUCCGGCGUCGGUGUCCCUGCAGCCGGCGCCCGGUGACACCGGCAAACCGUGCGGGGUGGACUACGAGCUGAAGGCCUUCGUCGGCGAGACGCCCGAGGACAAACCGCACAAGCGGAACUCGGUGCGGUUAGCGAUUAGGAAAAUUAUGUACGCCCCCUCGAAGCUGGGCGAGCAGCCAUCGAUCGAGGUCAGCAAGGAGUACAUACUGAAACCAAAUAAGAUCCACCUGGAGGCGAGUCUGGAUAAGGAGCUUUAUCACCACGGCGAAAGUUUAUCGGUGAAUGUACAUAUAGCGAAUAAUUCGAGUAAAACGGUUAAGAAAAUUAAGGUGUCGGUGCGGCAGUUUGCCGAUAUUUGUCUAUUUUCGACGGCGCAGUACAAGUGCACCGUGGCGGAAGUCGAGUCAGAGGACGGAUGUCAAGUGGCGCCCGGUUUCACACUGUCCAAAGUGUUUACGCUAACUCCACUGUUGGCCAACAACAAAGACAAAUGGGGUCUGGCACUCGACGGGCAGCUGAAGCACGAGGAUACCAAUCUGGCCUCCAGCACGUUGUCUCGCAACAUGGUCGAUGGAAAAUAUAGAAUUGCCGAUCCUUCCCAGCGAGAGAACCUCGGCAUCAUCGUGCAGUAUAAAGUGAAGGUUAAGCUGUGCAUUACACCUUUGGGCGGUGACCUGGUGGCCGAGCUGCCAUUCAUCCUGAUGCACCCGAAACCGGACGACGACGAACCGCUGAUAGGGGACCACCGAUCGCCGGGCCGAACGAUUGGCAACUCGGACAAGCUACACCCGGGCGCGGGAGGAGCCGGUGGCGGCGCGGGAACCGGUGCCAGUGACCUGAACAAGAACAGCACCGGUGCCGGCAAGGAGGACGGUCCCAAUCUGAUCCAGCUGGAUGGCGAUGAAAACUGUCAAGAUGACGACAUUAUCUUCGAGGACUUUGCUCGAUUACGUUUGAAAGGUGCAGAAACGGAAGCCUAAUAAAGAGAGCGAGAGUGGGAGCGAGAGCGUUAAUCACCCCAGGGGGGUUUGGAAAUUGUACACACUUUGUAAACGAAUGAUCGCACGCGCACACACAUCCGGCCGUGUCCAAUCGUCUGUAUGUCUAUAUGUGUGUGUGGGGGAGCCAUUCAAGACAAGCGAGCGAUAGCAGCACCAUCGUAGUAGUCGCGCAGCAUCAGCAGUAGCGACAACAAUAGUCUAUUGUGUGUGUCUUGUGGUGGUAGUAGCGGAUAUGAGCGCGUGCAUCGUUUUUUAGCUGUAACAAAAGCCAGACCAUUGGUGGGGUGAAGUUUUUGAAUGUCCGGAAGUUGUAAGAAACGCUGGUAGCUUAAAAUAUAAACAAUUAGUAGCAGUAGCUACGCAUAAGAACGUUUUAACGGAUACAGGAGUAAACAACAACACACAGACACAUACAACUGUAAAUGCGCUGAGAAAUAAAAAUAAUCAUGUUUAUAGCAUUUACGAAGCAGGCCAUGCCCGCCUUCGCCUACUAAUACAAACGCAAACAUAAAUAACAACCGUUAGUCAAAACUGUACGCAUACAAACAAUCGUUUUUCCAUCGCCUCCUUUUCUAUGUACGAAUCGUGUAGAAGAGCGUUUUAUAUAAACAUUUCCCUUAUUUAUUAAUGUUAAUUUGUUUUAUGUAGGUAUGCCAGUUUCUUUCUAGCUUCUAUUUAUUAUCAUUUUUAUUUGUUUCUACAAAGCAAGAUUUCUAAUAUAUUCUUUACCCGUUUCUAGACUGUAGAAAGUAAAUUAAAGAUAGAAAGCUUUAGGCGGAUGUUCGUAAGCACUGCAAAUAGUAGGUACACUAUACACAAAAGGAACUUGUUUAGGUUAUCGGUUCUAACUUCAGUAUUGUUUACGUAAAUUUGAAACUGAAUUUGUUGCUCUGGUGAUUCAUUCCACGGAACACAAUAGGGCAGCAAGUACGGAACGGUAACGUCUCACGUACACAUACGCAAAAAAUGUGUAUUUUCCGAUCACUUGCUGUCACAAUAGGCCUGUCCAGCUUUUCAAAAAUGUUCUCUGAUUCUCAGGUCCACCCCCAUAUUUUGAUUGGCAUCCUAAAAGAAGUAACUGGUCAAAAUUUCAGCCAAAUCCAUUAAAAUUAAGAGGUGCAUCAAAUCAAUUUUGUGUUUUUCGACUAUUUUUGAACUUCAAAAAAUCAUAACUACACUAAAACAUGUCAAAACUUAAUUCUUUUGGCAGAAAUUGAAAGCUAUACUUGUUUGCUACAACUUCUCCGAACAACGUGUGCCAAUAAAAUUGAAGGAAAGAUGUGUAAUUAUCACAUUUGUAAUCAGAAAAAUCUUAAAAAGUUGAUUUUUUGAUAGAUUUUGUUCUGGAAUACCCUAAUAUACGUAAUAAGUUGGAUUUUUUAAAACGGCUUCAUAUUCUCCAAUGUUUUUUGGUUAUUUGCUUUUUUGGCACCAAUACUGUAGGAGUUGAGCAAAAAUUACUAAAAUUCGUGAAAGCCAAAUGUGGCCUAAAAACUAGCUUUUCGGGUGCAAUCACGCUUUGGCGCGCAAAAAGUGGCAUCGCGUCAGCACUGAUAUGAUAGCGAACACCUGUCAUCGCGCUUGUUUGUUAUCACCCGUGGUAGGGGGUAGCCAAGGCAAACUUCUAGGAAGCAAAGCUACUACGUUCAGUACAAUUUCGCGCCACAACGUGAUUGCCUCCAAAAAGCUAGUUUUUAGGCCACAUUUGACUUUCACGAAUUUUAGUAUUUUUUGCUCAACUCCUACAGCAUUAGUGUCAAAGAAGCAAAUAACCAAAAAACAUUGGAGAAUAUGAUGCCGUUUUGAAAAAUCCAACUUAUUAAGUAUAUUAGGGUGUUUCAGAACGAAAUCUAUGAAAAAAUCAACUUUUUAAGGUUUUUCUGAUUACAAAUGUGAUAAUUACACAUGUUUCCUUCAAUUUUAUUGGCACACGUUGUUCGGAGAAGUUGUAGCAGACAAGUAUAGCUUUCAAUUUCUGUCAAAAGAAUUAAGUUUUGACAUGUUUUAGAGUAGUUAUGAAUUUUUGAAGUUCAAAAAUAGUCGAAAAAACACAAAAUUGAUUUGAUGCACCUCUUAAUUUCAACGGAUUUGGCUGAAAUUUUGACCAGUUACUUCUUUUAGGAUGCCAAUCAAAAUAUGGGGGUGGACUUGAGAAUCAGAGAACAUUUUUGAAAAGCUGGACAGGCCUACUGUCACAAGGGCACUCAGACACUGGCGCACAGACAAUUACAAGGCACAAAAUUAGUUUCACUAUGGCUGUUGUUGAAAUGAUAUAGAUAUGAAAACAUCAAACUAUUUGUGAUCAGGUAGCAAACGAUUUCAAUUUUUCGAACUUGACAAACGAACAAUAGUGGAUUUCGAUUGUUUGUGCUGCUUGAGGUAAUGAGGGUAAUACGAAAAAGUACAUAUGGGUAAGCUUAUGGAGAGUAAAAAGGAAACUGUCGGCCAAAAGUUUGUGUUCGGACUGAUUUGCGGUUACUGUAUCCGAUAGUGCGAAUGAACAAGAUGUGUACUAUUUAAACAAUGUGCGAUUUUUAGGAAGUUUUACACUUAUGGCAUGUUAAAUGUUACAUAAAAAACUGUUGGCUCUUUCACGAUGUUCAUUUUUCGUUCGACGUUAUUAAUCAAUCGAUCCCUUUCAAUGUGCAACAAUUUGAAUGUCUAAAUGGUUUUUAUUGGAAAAAAAUAAUCACAUGUGCAAACCUAGCAAACAAAUGGUUGAUUUUUGUUGGAGCUAUGAUUAAUAAGUAACCGACAUCGAUUUCCCUCUAUUGAAAAAAAAAAAAUAAAAAAAACUUCUUACAACUGACUAAUUUUCACAAACUGCACUCUGAACAUUAUUUCAUUCAAUGGACAUAUCAAUAUCCAAGAUGGGUUUUUAAGUUCUACGAUUGUUCAAGUAAUGCGUAAAUAGUUUUAACCGGGGGCACUAGAUACGACUUUGAGAUAAAAUGGAACUGAACUUUUUUCGAUCAAACUCAAUCAGGUACUCCUAUAUGUAACCUUUAUUUCAAAAGAGAAAUCGUUUAGUUUGGGUAAAUUUUUUCCAGCUGCAUCAAAAAUCAAUCUUUGAAUUUAGACAAUUUAUGGGAGCGGCAUUUCACUAACUCGUUUUUAAUAAGCUGAGGCGUGUAAAUGUCAUAAUAAACAUAAAAUAAGUCUCAAAUUCAUUUCAAAAACUGUGGCACGGAAUAUUACCAAGGAAAACAAAAUGAAUGAUUUAGAGCCAUCGAUUUUAUUUGUAGGGUAAUUAUCGCAAAACACAUUCAUAUUGUAACUGUUUCCAACAUCCCAGCAAACAUUAAAACACAAAACAAAAACUUCAAUGUCUUCUUCUUUGAUAGUUGAAACUUCUCCUCGUACUAACCUCUUAAACGUCACUCACAAAAAAAGAAGACAGCCCGCAGUAACAACGGCAAUCCGAUUGUUAGAAGAAAACCUGAACUCUAAAUAGUUGAACAAAAUAGAGAAAAACAUGUUUGGCGUUAGAACUGUUCACCUCGAACGGAUUUCACUUAGAUGGAAAAUUUUAGUCUUAUCACACAAUGCAUACAGAACACUACAUACAUCAUUCGCAUAACCAAACGUGCAUUUAUGGAAAACAUAGAACAAUGCGGAAGACCAUAUUUGAAAAUUAACUGUAAUAAAACUCCUCUUUAGGAAAAAUAAACACUAGCAUAAAGCAUCGAGAGUUUGGAAAUCAAUUAAACAGUCGAACCUGCAGAUAGCGAAAAUCAUACAAUAAACAAAAUGUAACUGAACCGGAACCGGAGUAAUCGAAGAAGAAGAAUACAGAAAAGAGAAACGGAAGUAGAAACACAAACAGACACAGACACACAAACACACA